GGCCACAAGACUAGAGUAGGAAAAUGUACCAUUGUUUUCGGGGGAUCAUCCAUAUACGAACGGACCGUCAAAACGCAUGCGCUCCAUGACCGACUGAAUGGUUAUCCUCUCUACGUCCUUCGGCAGACCAUCAUGGACGACGUCUGGUCGAAGCCAGCAUACAUACUAUCACUUCUGCUGCGAGAAUUGGCUAAACCACAGGAAGAGCGACUCGAAUGGCUUCUCUGGGUCGAUGCAGAUACGAUCAUGCUGAACCCAUAUGUGCCUCUGGAAAUCUUCUUGCCACCGUCGCCGCAGUUUGACGACGUACACCUUCUGGUGACCAAUGAUUGGAAUGGUCUGAAUAAUGGCGUGUUCCCAGUCCGAGUCAACCAAUGGGCUGUUGAGCUGUUUUCUGCCAUCGUCUCUUCUAGAUAUUACAAGCCAGACCAGGACUUGACAUUCCGGGACCAAAGUGCCAUGGAUACAUUGUUGAAAGACAAGAAGUUCGCGGCGCACACGGUCGAAGCUCCUCAGAGGUGGUUCAAUGCCUACCAAGGCGAGCACAACGAGACCUUGGCACCCUACCAAGUCCGACGAGGCGACUUUCUAGUGCACUUUGCUGGUGUCAUUAACCGAGACGAAAGAAUACUGUUCUGGCUCGAACGCGCCGAGCAGCAUUUACCAGACUGGGAGAUGGAGGUGCAGCAUACAUCUUACCCCGCAGAAGUCAAAGACUUCUGG
Aureobasidium namibiae CBS 147.97 is the source of this 723-nucleotide messenger RNA. RefSeq lists its product as uncharacterized. The annotation marks the transcript as partial. Gene Ontology annotation, molecular function: glycosyltransferase activity. Gene Ontology annotation, biological process: protein N-linked glycosylation. Lineage: Eukaryota; Fungi; Ascomycota; Dothideomycetes; Dothideales; Saccotheciaceae. The transcript has a single exon. Gene Ontology annotation, cellular component: Golgi membrane. The record is from RefSeq and is a predicted model, not a curated record.